UUCAAAUCGUUAAAAAACUUAUAUCUUAUAAAAAAAAUUCACAUACACAAUUUGCAGUAGCAAAAAAUGGACAUAAAAAUAACCAACUCUGCGUCUUCGACUUGUGUCAUUCGCGCUAAUGAGUACCAUCUGCAUAUACCACUAUAUGUUUUGGACGUUAUUCGAAUUCUGCAGGAUCACCCAGCUUACUUCAAAGGUCUGAAAGAAAAGCAUAUCGUUGAAAUGUUAGAAAAAGAAUGUUUUGCAUGCGGUGAUAUAAAUGGUCAGGUAAGGGUAGCAUUGAAGGAAUUGAGCGCUGCUGGAUUUGUGCGCUGUAUUAAUCAUAGUUAUCGUACACUUGGGCCAUUCGCUAAACUCGCUCAAGCGCGCUCACAACGACAACUAAACUCAGCUUGGAUGAAGAUAACAGAGAUGCAGAAUAUGAGUUGUACUUCCCUUCUAUCAACAAGUAGUUCCGAAAACUAUACUUAAAUCAACAAGGAAAACUGUCUCUUUUGGGCUGUUAUAUUUUGUGAAUUACUCAUUUUUCAAAUAAACUGGAAACAUAAGAAAGUUUGAUUAUAUUAAAACUUUUU
Teleopsis dalmanni is the source of this 575-nucleotide messenger RNA. RefSeq lists its product as uncharacterized. The record is from RefSeq and is a predicted model, not a curated record. Lineage: Eukaryota; Metazoa; Arthropoda; Insecta; Diptera; Diopsidae. The transcript has 2 exons. The coding region runs from base 67 to 471 and encodes 134 amino acids.